AUGGAUAGUGAUACAGAAAACGUAGAGUAUGGUGUUCAAAUUAAAGAAACUUCCACAUAUCCUUUGAAUAAUAAUAUUUUAUACUGGGAACACAUAAAUCAAAAAACCAAACGUAGUUUUAGUUAUGUUAUUAUAAAAAAGGGUAUUUAUCCUGACAAAAUUGUUAUUAGGCCAAGUAAUAAACAAAAAGAACGAACUGAAACUUUGCAAGAUACUAGCAAUAUUAGAAAGAAAAGGCAAAUUUGCUAUGAAAUUGAUUAUAUUGAUGAAAUACCUCAGUUUUGUAUUAGAUAUAGUCCAAACUUUCAGUAUAUUAUUUCUUCAACUAAAUCUCCAUCUAACGCAGUAUUAAUUUAUGAAAGAACUUUAAAACCAAGAACUAAAACUACACUUUCAGGUCCUCUUGUAUUUGGGUUACAAUUAGAAAGUGUGCAGAAAGCAUGCAAAUUGAAAAGAAGAGGAAAUUUAAUCAAACCAGCUGAUAAUU
Molecule: messenger RNA, 487 nt
Organism: Funneliformis caledonium
Lineage: Eukaryota; Fungi; Glomeromycota; Glomeromycetes; Glomerales; Glomeraceae
Source: the annotation of a GenBank genome assembly